AACGAGGGCGUGCCUUCGUACGCUGUCAUUAGCAAGCGAACUGCUGUUAUUGCUUGUUGAUUCAUACAUUUUUGUGUUGUUUAAAUUUCAAAUUAAAUAGUUAUUUGUGUUCUAUUUUAAAGCAUUUGUUUACUCUAGUGUAAGGCAUAUAACCAUUGCAAUAUGGAUUCAUCAAGAAUUCUAGCGGCCCUUAUUUUAGUGUUCGCAUUGUUCAGUAGCUGUUCCGCCAUGGAGUGCUACGUGUGCUCGAACCAGACGGGCAACACGGAAAAGUGUCUCAACACCAUCAAGACAUGCAACCAGGGCGAGGAGGCCUGCCUGACGGAGAUCCGGUGGGGCAGUAUGCCGUACUUUUCGCUGGGAGCGCUGAAGCAGUUCUACGUCUCGAAGCGCUGCGCCACGAAAGAUGUGUGCGAGAAAACGCGCCGGAAGUAUAUGCCCUACUGUACGCACAUUUGGUACGAGGAUUGGGCCUGCUCGGAGUGCUGCCUGGGCGAGCGGUGCAACUAUUAUGUGAUUAGUGGUGCACCACCCCAAACCAUGUCACUGGCAGCUUUUCUGGGGACGAUGGUCUGCCUCGUAGUGGCUAGAUAUUUAUACAAUAUCUAAAUUCUCACAACAUACCACCUGGAGUAGUUCAACAACUCAACCAUCUGUCCAGUACUCGGGUAAAAUAAGGUAAAAGUGCAGCAAUUAGAACUGAUUGAGUCAUUCAAUCAGAAAAGACAAGAGAAAGUAUUUUGAUCUGCAACCGUAUGUGCCUAUUUUAAAUAACUAGUUUUAAAAUUAAAUCGUGAAUCUCGACCUUCGAAGUAACGAAUCCGUCCUCAAGGAGCGAAUUGUAUUAAAUAUAGUGAGACAAAUCAUGAGUUGCACAUUCCACUUUAGUUUUUAGCUAAGUUAGUUAAAGAAAAACGAACUAUGCUAUCGUUGUACUAAAUAUUUUUGUAACAAAAUCGAAUCUUAUGAGAAAAUAAACGUGACACAUUCCAAUUGGAA
Molecule: messenger RNA, 999 nt
Organism: Armigeres subalbatus
Lineage: Eukaryota; Metazoa; Arthropoda; Insecta; Diptera; Culicidae
Exons: 3
Coding region: 163-609 (148 amino acids)
Source: RefSeq, a predicted model, not a curated record